Tribolium madens (black flour beetle) is the source of this 4890-nucleotide messenger RNA. RefSeq names its product adhesion G protein-coupled receptor A3. Gene Ontology annotation, cellular component: plasma membrane. Lineage: Eukaryota; Metazoa; Arthropoda; Insecta; Coleoptera; Tenebrionidae. The record is from RefSeq and is a predicted model, not a curated record. The coding region runs from base 208 to 4143 and encodes 1311 amino acids. The transcript has 7 exons. Gene Ontology annotation, biological process: cell surface receptor signaling pathway; G protein-coupled receptor signaling pathway. Gene Ontology annotation, molecular function: protein binding; G protein-coupled receptor activity.
UGCCUAUAUUUAGACAAUUGACAUUUAUCAACUGCGCAAACUCCAUUCGCCCCAAAUUCGAUAAAAAUCACCAGUAAAAUGGCCGCCGAAAUGUUUUUAUUUACAUUUACCAUAAACAGUUUUAAAUAGACCGUGAUAAAAUGGUGAUUCGAAAAGCGAACGCAUCGGAAAGUGGCCCAAUAUUGUGAUACUUCAAGAAAUAGAAAAAUGCUUCUUUUUUUAAUUAAAGGUCUACUUUUGUCGAUUGUAGUCGGUGCCAACGACACUCUUUGUCCUGCUAAAUGUGUGUGCAAAAGAGUAAAUCAACGUGACGAGUUGAAGCUACGUUGUGGCGAGCCUGAAAAUAAAAUUCUUAGUUUUGAAGAAAUUGAUUUGCUUAACAUCGCCAACGAUAUUGUUCAAUUCAAUCUGUCAAAUAAUCUCUUAGACACCUUCUUCCCAAAAGUACAAUUAAUAGCUCUACAGAAACUCGAUUUAAGUAAAAACCGAUUAACGGAAUUGCAAGACAACCAAUUUACCGAAUUGCCAAAUUUAAGAAGAUUAGACAUAUCAGGAAACAACAUAAAAACUAUACAGUUGUUGGCUUUUGCUAAGCUUGGAAGUUUGGAACGUCUGAAGUUGAGCCAGAAUCAAAUCAGUACCAUUGCUUUAGGAACGUUUAAUCCACUCGUGAGCUUGAAACAAUUAGACAUAUCAAGUAACCCUCUAACAUGCGAUUGCAGCCUUCUAUGGCUUCUCGAUUGGAGCCAAAAAGAAUCGGUAAAACUUCUCUCAAAUCCCACUUGCAACACCCCACCAUCAUUCAAAAACCUUCCACUUCGAAAACUAAAAAUUGGUGUAGACAUCCACUGCAAAUCGAAAGCUCUCAGCAAAGGUUUCCCUAUAAUCGAAAUGAAACCAUCUGUCAAUCAAGUUGUUUUCGAAGGUGAUCCUUUGAAACUCCAAUGCACAGCCCCUAGCAUAUCAGACACAUAUGAUUCACCUCUGAGCUCGAAAAUCGAAUGGACUUGGUUAGAUUCGGACCCGAAAUUGUAUUUCUCUGACGUUACAAUUGAGAAUCAUUUUUUGCAAAGUACCGGAUUGGUCGCUAGCACUUUACAAAUAGCGAAAUUGAAGAGAAACCAUACGGGAAUUUGGACCUGUUUGUUGCUUUCAAUGCAGGGGAAUCACUCGAAAGGCAUUACGAUUGUGGUGAUUUCGGAUGAGACUGAAUACUGUCCGAUUACUGUCACUUCGAACAACAAAGGGACGUAUACGUGGCCUCGAACUGUUGUUAAUUACACGGCGACAGUUCCGUGUGAAUCCCCGAAUUUGAUUUACGACGUUUCGUUGCAUAAAGCUUCGUAUUUUUGUUCGGAGGAGGGACAGUGGGAGAAUUUGAACACUUCAGCUUGUUCGUAUACGUCCGAAACGACGAAAAUACUCGAGCAGUUUUCGAAAGUCAAUUCGAGUAUUGUCGAGAGUGCUAAACAUUUUAAAAAUUAUACAUCGACCAUGGAGCAUUUUAAAGAUGAAAUGGAUAUUGUUUUUGCUGUUGAAACGAUGGAAAAUUAUUUGAGGUAUUUGACCGUUAAUCAAAUUGGUGGAGUACUUAUGGAUGUGACGAAUAAUUUGUUGAAUUUACCAAAGGAGUAUCUCAGAUGGGCCGAUUAUCGAUAUGGGAGUUGUAGGAAGUUGGUUAAUAUCAGUGAGAGGUUGGCGGGGAUUAGCACGACGGCGUUAUUACACAAGUCCAACAUGGCGACGGAAAUAUUCCCUGUCAAAAGAAACGGCUUCUCAAGUCUGAAAUGCACUUGGUAUACAGACAUCCAAAAAGAAUCUGAACGUCUUUUCUAUUGUGUAACAAACAGCAACAGCGACACGACCGAACUUCCUGGAAAAACGAUAGAAGCUUCAAUCACGAUACCGGAAACACUUUUCGAACAACUCGAAGACCAAAACUUCGACCUCUCCGACAAAAUCUACAAUAUUCUCAUUUCGGUAUAUUCGACAAACAAAUUUUUUCCUCUUGAUGAAAAACGUGAGAAUAAAGUGGACGUCACAUCGCCGGUAGUUGGGGCAAAAUUAGUGGACAUCUCUGUGACGAAUUUAACCGAUCCGAUCUUCGUCAUGUUGAAAACUCCAUCCGAAGAAGGUAUCCUCACGCCCGUCUGGUGGGAUAAUGACAAUUGGUCGUCUGAAAGUUGUCACUUUAGUCACAAUUAUCAAGACCACGUGGUUUUCUACUGUCACAAUUUCGGUUACUAUGGACUUUUGCAAGACGUUUCGGACUUGCAAAAUUCAAUCAUCGGUGUAAAGUUUAAAUUAUCGCAUCCGGCUGUUUAUGUUGGCAGUUUUGUACUAUUCACCUCACUCCUUGUUGUUAUUGUAAUUUAUUUGAUUUCUUACGCUUCGAUUCAAAUGCCGAAAAAAGCCAAACACUCUUUGAUCAAUUUAUGGAUUUCGGUGUGUCUUUUAUGUUUUUUGUACGUUUUUGGAAUUUACCAAACUGAGGACAUACGAGUUUGUCAAAUUGUCGGUUUGUGUUUACACUACUUGACUUUGUCUUCGUUACUUUGGAUGUGCGUCGGUGUAAAUUGCAUGUAUAAAAGAUUGAGUAAAAACGACGUGUUGGAGUUGCAAGACGACGAAUUAGUGUCGGAACAGCCGGUUAAAAAAUCGAUAAUAGGUCUCUACUUUAUCGGUUGGGGUGUAGCUCUUAUAGUUUGCGGUAUUUCGGCCGCGAUAAACAUCAAAGAUUACGCAUCGCCGACUUAUUGUUUCCUUCGGAACGGUCCACCACUCAGCGCCCUCUAUAUACCCUUCACAAUUCUCUUUCUGUUCCUGUGUAUCUACUUUCUGUUGAUACGGUGCGCCAUCUAUGGUAUUGACGCGAACGGCCAUCUGAGUGAAGGGACUCAAGCCACGGAAAAUGUCGAUUUAGACUUAUUAGAGCCGAAUUUUCCCGAAACUAGAAGUGUUGUAAGUGAAUCUAGUUCAAGCGAAGUCGAGGAUCCCGAACAUGCACCUUCGGUCCAACUAAAGUCCUAUGUAAUUUUUUUAUUUUUGUACAUUUUGACAUGGGUUUGUUGUGCGUUUGCCACCAUCGAACCGACUUUUGUUUCAUACCAAAACGACGUUUUUAGUAUUAGUUAUGCGGUCCUUGCGAUCGUUUUGAGUGUGUUUACUGUGUUUUUCUAUUGUAUUGCUCGGAGUGACGUGAGAGGGAUUUGGAUCCAAUUGAGGCGGAAACAGAUAUGUUUCCGGGGUCGCAACGUCUCCGACACUGUUCCAAAUUUACCAAAUUCGGUCGAAAUCGUAUCGAGAUCAAGCAGUCGGUCCUCGAGUCGAACCAAGUCGAGUAAUUUGAAAGCAGCGGUGGAUUUGAACGGUUAUAAUAGCGACGGGGCGAAAAUAAACAACGUCAAUUUGAUUGUUUUACACCGACAACAAUACAGAACCACCAUUCCGAACAUUAUCGAAAAUCCGACGAGUGCUGCCGAAGUGUUCUACAAUCCGCAUCAGAGUAUAGUAGCGCGGAAGUUUUUCAGGCGCCAGAAGCGCCACAUGAUGAAACGGAAUAAUUUGGUACCAAACGUUAGCGACUUGAAGAAAGACAAUUCGAGCAAUGACCAGAGUAUCUACGGGACUAAUUCGAAAGUCAACAAUACGAAUAUACACGUAGAACGGGUGCGAAAAAAGCAGAAAAAUCCGAAUUUGUUUUCGGAUAGCGGAGAUGAGUGUGAGAUUUCGGUCGACGAUCUUGCAGAGAAAUUGCGGAAAAAGUCGCGGAAAAACAAAACACAAUCGAUUGAGAAUAACAUGAGGUCGGUGUCGCAGCAGUGCACUUUGGAAUACAGUUCGGAGAAUAUCUCUGAUUCGAUUUUGGAUAAAACCAGUCCAGGUGAGAAAGCCGAAGUCGAUAAAGUUCCUAGAAUUUUUGUCAACCCGUCACAUGAUCUCAACUUGCAGAAACGAAUACAAAGUAGAGCUAGUAGUGUGUCUGUGAGUGACUUGGACGAGUUGUAUCAGCAGAUUCGGAGGGGUCCAAUUGUAAAUAGUUUCAACGUGACUAGGAAUAGUCCGUGUUUUUCAGAUUCCGAUAUUACCGACCAGUAUAGAGAACAGACAUACCUCAGCGACAAUGUCGAAACGACUGUUUGAGAUUAAUCGAGAUUAUUUUUGAUCUAUCCUAUUUAAUGUUGUGCUGUUUGUUGCCGAAAAUACGUAACUGCGGCCGGUAUUGCAGGUUUCUUUAAUUGCCGUGAAAUGCUCAAUAUUUAAUUUCUCGUAUUAGCUAGGUAAAGAUAUAUUUUUUGUAUGCGAUUUAUGGAAUAUUAUACAUCGAAAUGUGCAUUAUUAGUACAAUUAAGAAUUAUUUAUUUGCUAAACGUGUGCACUGUUUCAAUUUUAGAAUAGAACUGAUUUACGUCGAUGUCGCAAGACGUAUCAUACCUGUGAUAUAUUUAUAUUAAAAAAAUACCAACCUAAUUAUUUAUGUUUGGUAGUGACACAGAAUGUUUUUAAAUCAGUUUUACUUCUAGAAGACGUAUUAUUACAUGCGAAGCUUUUGUAAAUUAUUUUUAAAAAGCGUGUAAUUGAAAUUAUGAUGUCAUUUGAUGUUGAUGCAAAGGCAGUCUGUUGUAAGUAUUAAAAAAAGAGUACAAUUAUGUACAAUAUUAUAAAGACUGUUAGCUAUUAAAAGAAUAUACAAAAUGCUAAAAGUAAAUACUGAUUGUUAAUAUUUAUGGAUUCAUUGUGUAAAAUAUUGUAUUCGAAAACUUAAGAAGUAAGCAUACAAUUAUUGCGUAAGGAUUUGUUGUUUCAUUAUUUUCCUAGACCUUCUCAAUUUGUGAUAGAAUGAUAAGUGUACAAUGCUUCGUAAAUUAAAAGAAAAUACAAACAACUUAA